UUUUUUCCACGUAUAAUUCAGCUGUAUGAUGCAUACGUUUAUGCUAUUUUAUCAUUGUGAUGUGUCCAUGACAAUUACAAAUAAAUUUCUCCAUGUUCCUCUGAUACUGGCUUCAACAAUAAAACCUAAUGGACUACAUGUGAAUUUUAAAUAGUGCCUCAUGAAUAUAGAUCAUUGAAUGCUUGCAGAAUUGGAUCUCUUUGCCUCUGUGUGAAUAUGUAUGUCAAUAAAUUGUCACCAGCAUGGGGUAGAGUUGCAGAAUCAAUCAGUCGAGAAAGUCAGGUAGAAUCACAUUCAUUGUAACUUUGACUGUCAUGACACUACUUGUCUGUUUUUGCUGGGGGGCUGGUACUGCAGAAAUGAAAACAACAUAGGUAAGCUGGUUUCAAAAGCUACUUUUGGUUUUGCAACAAAAUUCUGGGCUGGCAAAUUAAAUAGAUAGUGUUUUCUUGGAUCUGAAGUCUAAGAAACUGAAAGCAUGAGUACGGUUUGGCUGGAGGGUGCACAGACCACAACUGGUGAAAAUGUGUGGGUAGACGUGGGGGAGAAAGCAGGAGGUGCCCUUGAAAGACCUUUUUGUGCAAAUUGUGCAAACUCCUUCCUUGUUGUAUUUCGUUACUCUUUUGCACAUGUGAAUAUUCAGCUCCAGAGAGUCUUGACAUCGGAUGUGUUUAUACUGCAUUCCUAAGAAAUUUUUGGUUACAUCUAGUGGUUCCUUUCUGUGUAUAUAUUUGGAAUCCCAAGUGGUUUUAUUUUAGACUUAACAAAGGGUGAGGAGCUGCCUUGGGUUUCUUGCUCUGCUCGAGCUGUUCCAGAAGUGGCAUGGAGGCGUCCUUAGCUACUAAACUCAGAGGGAGUGAAAGUUGGCUGUCCUAAAACUAGAUAUAACCUUUUUUGUAUAGUGAAUGGGUUUGCCUGACCUGAAAAAAAUUACACAUUUGCUUGAUAUUCUGUCUUCACAGGUAUCCAGAGAGUUAAGAAUACUGAAGAAUGGCUUUAUCUACCUCCAUGUGCUUGGCGCAAAACUUUGUUUUGCUUCUGUUUGUAAUCUCCACAGUAAGCACAGCAGAAGCAGUUGUGGCAUGUUCUGAUAAGGAUCCUGAGCUAGAAAACUGGAACCCAGGUCACAAUGAAGAAAACCAUGUUGAAAUCCGUGAUGGCAGGAAGCUCCUUCUCUCAUCUUCUGCCACUGUCCACUCCAUCCACAUCACAGAUGGAGGAAAACUGGUUAUUAAAGACGACGUGCAGCCUAUCAUUUUGCGUACUAGACAUAUACUCAUUGAAAAUGGUGGAGAGUUACAUAUCGGCAGUGAGAUGUGCCCUUACCAAAGCAAUGUGGCCAUCAUCUUAUAUGGGCGAGCGGAUGAUGGCAGCCAGCCAAAUCCCUACUUUGGGCGAAAGUAUAUUGGAGUAAGUAAAGGUGGCACUCUUGAGAUCCAUGGAAAGAAAAAGUUAUCCUGGACUUUCUUAAACAAGACUCUCCAUCCUGGUGGCAUGGAAGAAGGUGGAUAUUACUUUGAAAGGAGCUGGGGCCAUCGAGGUGUCAUUGUCCAUGUUAUUGACCCAAAGACUGGAGCAGUUGUCCAUUCAGAUCGGUUUGAUACCUACAGAUCAAGAGGGGAAAGUAUGCGCCUUGCCCAGUAUCUGGGUAGGGUUGCAGAUGGCAUGAUCCUGUCGGUUGCAGUGAAUGAUGAAGGAUCUAGAAACUUGGACGACGCAGCAAGGAAAGCAAUGACCAAACUGGGCAGCAGGCAUUUCCUCCACCUUGGGUUUAGGCACCCAUGGAGUUUUAUUACCGUUAAAGGAAAUCCCUCCUCUUCUGUUGAAGAUCACAUCGAAUAUCAAGGUCACAAAGGGUCAGCAGUGGCCAAAGUAUUCAAACUAUUCCAAGCUGAGAAUGGAGAACAUUUUAAUGUAUCUUCAACGAGCGAGUGGGUUCAAGAUGUAGAGUGGACAGAGUGGUUUGAGAAGCCUGAUAAAGCAAGAUCUAAGGACACGGAGAAGCUUUCUGACUUCAAAGCUGCUCAUCCUGAUAAAAUCUGUAGUCAACCCAUUGAUAUCCAGGCAAUGACGCUUGAUGGAGCUAAUUUAACAACUGAGGUUUUUUACAAAAGUGGCCAUGAUUAUAGGUUCCUGUGCCAUGGUAAGGACCAGACAGACGCGGGUUGCCAGAACUACAAAGUACGGUUCCUGUGUGGCAAAUCUGUGAAACCCAAGCUUACGGUAACCAUUGACACCAAUGUGAACAGCACAAUCUUGAACCUGGCGGAUGAUGUGAGCUCCUGGAAACCUGGAGAUACGAUUGUGGUUGCAAGCACGGACUACUCCAUGUACCAGGCAGAAGAGUUCCCUGUACUGUCAUGCAGGGCCUGCAGGGCCAACCAGGUCAAGGUAGCAGGGAAAGCAACGUAUCUCCACAUUGGAGAAGUCAUUGACGGCGUCGACAUGAGAGCAGAAGUGGGGCUGCUGAGCCGGAAUGUCGUGAUCACGGGCGAGAUGGAGGGGCAAUGCUAUGAGUACAGCAGCAAGUUGUGCUCCUUCUUUGAUUUCGACACCUUCGGGGGACACAUCAAGGUUGGUCUUGAUUUUAAGGCUACACAUAUUGAAGGUCUAGAACUGAAAUACAUGGGCCAGCAGACAAUGGGACAUUACCCAAUUCAUUUCCAUAUGGCUGGAGAUGUGGACGAGAAAGGAGGCUACAACCCUCCAACGUACGUGAAGGAUGUCUCCAUCCACCACACCUUCUCCCGCUGUGUCACGGUCCAUGGAUCCAAUGGUUUACUGGUGAAGGAUGUUGUAGGUUAUGAUGCGCUAGGCCAUUGCUUCUUUACUGAGGAUGGACCGGAAGAACGCAACACAUUUGAUCACUGCCUUGGACUGCUUGUUAAACCUAGCACUCUGCUCCCCUCUGACCGAGACAGCAGGAUGUGCAAGAUGAUCACAGAGGGUGCUUACCCAGGGUAUAUCCCGAAACCCAGGCAGGACUGUAGUGCUGUAUCCACCUUCUGGAUAGCCAACCCACACAACAACCUUGUAAACUGUGCAGCUGCAGGAUCUGAAGAAACAGGCUUUUGGUUCGUUUUGCACCAUGUGCCCACGGGGCCCUCGGCCGGCAUGUAUUCCCCCGGCUACUCGGAGCACAUUCCGAUGGGGACAUUCGCCAACAACCGCGCACACUCCAACUACCGGGCUGGGAUGAUCAUUGAUAAUGGUGUUAAAACCACCCCAGCCUCAGCCAAGGACAAAAGACCUAUCCUGACACUGAUUUCUGGGAGAUACAGCCCACACAAAGACGCUGAUCCUUUGAAGCCCAGGGAACCUGCAAUAAUUGAACGCUUUAUUGCCUACAAGAAUCAGGAUCACGGGGCCUGGCUGCGGGGUGGAGAUGUGUGGCUGGACAACUGCCAGUUUGCUGACAAUGGCAUUGGCCUGACCUUGGCAAGUGGUGGAACCUUCCCUCAUGAUGACGGUUCAAAGCAAGAAAUUAAGAACAGCCUGUUUGUUGGUGAGAGUGGAAACCUGGGCACAGAGACUAUGGACAACGAGAUUUGGGGACCUGGAGGCCUGGAUCACAGAGGAAGGACCUUGCCCAUUGGCCCGAAUUUUCCCAUUCGAGGGAUUCAGUUCUACGACGGACCGAUCAACGUCCAGAACUGCACGUUCCGCAAAUUUGCUGCCCUGGAUGGCAGACACACGAGUGCUCUGGCGUUCCGGCUCAAUAACGCCUGGCAGAGCUGCCCCAACAACAAUGUCACCGACAUUCAUUUUGAAGAUGUCCCUAUUACCUCAAGGGUCUUCUUUGGAGAACCUGGACCCUGGUUCAAUGAUCUGGAUAUGGAUGGUGACAAAACAUCAGUUUUUCAUGAUGUAGAUGGUUCUGUGUCUGAAUAUCCAGGCUCAUACCUUAUAAAAGAAGAUAACUGGUUAAUCAAACACCCUGAUUGCAUUGAUGUGCCUGACUGGAGAGGGUCUAUCUGCAGUGGACACUAUGCACAGAUCUACAUCCAAGCCUACAAGCCAGCCAACCUGAAAAUGAAAAUAAUAAAAAAUGACUACCAUAGUCAACCGCUCUAUCUGGAAGGGGCUUUGAGCAAAAGCACCCAUUACCAGCAGUAUCAGCCAGUUAUAACUCUGAGGAAAGGCUACACCAUCCACUGGGACAAGAUAGCCCCCGAAGAACUGACCAUAUGGCUCAUCAACUUCAACAAGAACGACUGGAUCCAAGUAGGGUUUUGUUAUCCUAAAGGGACAACUUUUUCCAUUCUCUCAGACAUCCAUAAUCGUCUUUUGAAGAAAACAUACAAAACUGGAACAUUCUAUAGAACUUCUCAGAUGGAGAAACUAGAGCACAGAUAUCCUAGCAAAGGAUACUACUACUGGGAUGAGGACACUGGACUGCUGUUUCUGAAACUUAAAGCUCAAAACGAGAAGGAGAAAUUUGCUUUCUGCUCUGUCAAAGGCUGUGAACGAAUAAGAAUCAAAGCUGUGAUUCCAAAGACUGCUGGCAUCAGUGACUGUGAAGCCAUGGCCUAUCCCAAGUACAUUGAGACACCAAUUGUAGACGUCCCAAUGCCUAAGAAGCUAUCUAGUGGACAACUGAAGACUAAGGACCACUUACUAGAAGUGAAAAUAGAAACUUAUAAGAAGCAGUACUUCCACCUAAAGGAUGACUUUGCAUACAUUGAGGUUGACGGUAUAAGGUUUUUCCUGACUGAUGAGGGUAUUCAACUGGUUGUGAUUGAUGGACAUCAUGGAAAAGUUGUUGAUCGAGUAACAUUCAAAAACUCAAUUCUACAAGGAAUUCCAGCGCAAAUAGAAAAUUAUGUCAACAACAUCACAGAUCACUCUAUAGUGCUGGUGACAUCUAAAGGAAGAUUCAUUUCCAAAGGACCAUGGACAAAAGUACUGGAGAAACUUGGAGCAGCAGAGGGUUUUAGGUUAAAAGAAAAAAUGGCUUUUGUUGGAUUCAAAGGCAGCUUCCGCCCUGUCUGGGUGAAGCUGGUCACCGAAGAGGAUUCAGCUAAAAUCUAUCAAGCACUACCAAUUCCUGUGGUGAAAAAAAUGAAAUUAUGAGGACACAAUGCUUUGCCUUCUGGCUACCAGCACUGCCCCCAAUAGAUGGACUACUGACUGCUUACAAGAGGCAAAUUGUCAGAGUGCUCCAGAGAUGUAGCAUUUUGUUGUUGUUGUUGUUGUUUUCAAAAAGAGACCUUACUGUAAGUAGCUAGAGCAGCCACGUGUGACGAAAAAGCAUUCCUCUGUAAUCAGCCUAUGUUCUGUGAUCAUCAGCUACUGUCCUGCUGAUUUGCUCAUUGAUACCAUGUUGACUCUCAUGUUACAAAGCAAGGUUUGCCUCUUUGUUUCUACAAGGUGCUAGUUUUUUAGCACCCUUGUGACCAGUGAAUUUAUGUGCUGCCUCUCAAAGGCUGAGUUCUAGAUCUAAAGGCCGUUGAGAAUUAUUGUUUUCAAUUGUUUCAGCCUCUGAAUUGUCAUAACACUCUUGUUUCAGCCUCUGGCUUGUCAUAACACUCCUUUUCUUUUUCCACUAGCUGCUCACAUAACCAUGGAAUACUAGUUCAAAGGCUGGCUGAAAAUCUAAGAUAAAAAGAGUAUAUUUGAAUGAUUACCCAGAUGCUGGGAAACUUGACUGGACAGUAAGAAUUGACCCUAAAGCUUCAAAGACAUUCGAUCAAGCUCUUUGAGGUCUUUCUGCAUUGUACACGCUAACCCAUGGCACAUAGUUGGGGAAAAAAUGAUAGAGGAGUGAAUAAAGCAUACCAGUAAGGACUGAUGAAACCGUAUCUUUCUGCUUGCUCAGAAAACAGCGGUUCUCCUAUGGAUCUUUUUUUUUUUGUUAACAGUGGUUGCUCAGAUAGGGGGUUUUCCUUAGACGAGCAGCUGUAGGCUAGCAGGAAAGAAGUGUCAAUCAGCACCUACACUUCCUCAGCCUUUCCCAUACAUUCCCUCCAUACAACAAUAUUCAGGACCAAUCUGGAGGGCUUAUGGUAGCCAAAGAGAGCAUCCUGUCCAAGUCUCCAAUUUACAGUUGGGAAUACUAGGUCGCAGCUGACUCUGCCUCAAAUAGGGUGAGUGUUUCACCUUUCCAGGGAGGUCAGAGGGAACCAGGUCAGGCUAGUCUGCUGUGUCUUGCUUUCCUAUUGUGUCCUUAGGAUAAGAGUAUGAGUAUCUUAGGCCUCCUCGAAGAGUUACAUGAGGCUGGCAGGUCACUGAGAUAGGCGUCUUUGAGGUCUUACCAGGUAGCUGAAAAAUUAGAGUGGAAACCCCUGUAACUAGUGGAAUAUCUUGAACCUCCUUUCCCUCUUCUUCAAAGCAUAAUCUUGUCAGCUAAAAAUCUGGCUAACGAAGGCAGAUUAGUGUGUCCUGCUGGGACAUCUCUUGAACUUGGGAAAUUGAACAUUAUCUUGUAAAACUUUGUAAGCACUUAUGGUAUUCAGUGAUAUUUCUAUCUGUUGCUCAUAAACGGAACAGAUAGAUAGAUAGAUAGAAAUCAAAGUGUCUCCUGUGGCUCUGGCUAGUCUAAGAAAUCUAAGGAGGGAUAAAAUGUAGGAAGAAUAGUUUUUCAGAGCACAUAAAAUUGUCAGUUUUGCCAAUUAUGUCUGUGUUUGUUUUUCCCCUUUGCCCCUCUCUUCCACUGCUACUACCAAAAUUUUUCUAGUUGCUGAUGGUUACUUCGUUUUGCUUUGUUUUAGAGCUCUUGUGACUCAGUUGCUUUUUUUCCAUGGUAUCCAAAAUAUAUUAGCUUGUGACUAGAAUGAAAGAGCACUGAUUAUGAGUGCCAUUCCAAAGGCUGGGCAGAUGUCGAACUCCAUAAGCCCUGCCUCUAAUUUUUAGAUCAGUUGCUCUGAAAGACAAAACAGUCAUGAGCAAAAUUCAGAUAGUGCUGUAGGUUACAGGCCCCUCAAGCCUCUCCUGGGUUUUGAAACUGGAAAUGUUCUUUUCAGUCUUAUUAUAUAGUUGUUUUGAACAAGUUGAAUGUCAUGUGUGUUAUAUUUAAGAAAAAGAAAAGAAAAGAAAAGAAAAAAGAAAGGAUCCAAGCUUUCUCUGCCUUGCUUCUCAACAAGAGCCUCUUAAGGAAGGAGUCCUCCCUCCAGCACAAUCAUUUUUACUCUUGAGACAUUUGUGACACUUCCAGAACAGGCAAUGCAUUUAAAAGGCAAAGAAGUAUUUUCCCAAUGUCUUAUGAUGGUUUUGGGAUUUCAUCCUCAAAUCACAAACUAUUCCUUGAAAAAGUUAGUCUCACUUAUGUUUCAACCUUGAUUAUCCAAACCUCACUUAUUUGACAUUCUGUGAUGGCCCAAACAGAGCCAGAUCCCUGAAGUCUAGCAAAUACAGUGAAAAAAAUCAUUGAAUAUGUUUGUUAGUCUGAGUUAUCUAAAUUUAUACACUAUCCUGAGGCAAUUCUGUUCACAUAAUUGCACCUGUCACACUGUAUUAGUGGAACACACAUACUCUCAAGAGAUGGACCAAAACAAGCAUAUUUCUUUCAUGAACAAUUGACAAAACUGCAGAAAGGAGAGCAAGACUCGGAAUGUUUCUGGGUUGGGAUUUGGUUUUCUACACCGCACCAUGGGUGCAGGGAUUGCCCUUUGUGGUGCACUGUUUAACUGGGUCACUAGCAGUUUCCCUUCCCUGCUCUUUGUAUAAGUGUGUGCCCAGGAAGAUCAUGCCACGUGGGUCAAUCCCCUAGACUGGUUUGUUCAACUACUACAAGCAUGUUGCAUUUGUGCUAAACUAUAGCUUCUAAUUUUACAGUUUUUGGAAUUCUCAGGGUGAAAUCAUAAGACUUGGCUCUAGGAAAACUUUUUUUUUUCCUAAAAAAAAUCUUAUCUUAUUAAAAGAAGAGAACUUUUAAGUAGCUUGUUCUAUCAUGCAAGGCUUGUCACAUGGGGCCUGUUUGGAGUUAGGGCUGGGUCUCAUGCUGUGAAUACGUAGUAUAGGAUCAGUGCAGUCUUUUAGGCCUGAUAGAUAAUAGAGCAUCAUAGCAGAGUGUAAUGGGGCAGAUACUCCUGUGAAAUGCAAAGGGCUCCCAUUGACGUUUAUGGGAUGAAGUCAGUGUAUUACUCUGAAGGCAGAAUUUAGCCUAAUAUCAUCAUCAAUCAGCAAUAGUUUUGUGCCAUGUGAUUACUUUUUAAUAUUUGACUGUUCUAGAAUUUGCACUUGCACAUCUUGACUAGUGAAUUAACUGACUGCUUGUAUUUGUACAAUCUUUUAACAGUCCCUGCACAAGCUGCAGUUAUCCUCUUUAUAAGGUUUUACUACCACAUAUAUUCUCAUGUUUGCCCACACACACAGUUGCCAUUGUAAGAGUGAUUUCUUUUUUUUUGAUUGGAUUUUGUUGUUUUGUUUGUUUGAAUGUUUGGUUUUUUGCAUCUGUUCAAAGGCUUAUAUUACCUGUCGCCGAAAUAGCUGGUCCUUUUUCGGAGUUAGAUGUAUAAUGUUUUGUACAUUUUCUUAUAGACUUCCCAAUGAAAAAGAUAGAUAUAUUUUCUAUUUAUUUAUUACAAUGGCACUAAGACAACUAAAUUGCAGACAUAUGAAGCAUUUUUACUGGAGUUUAGCAUUGUCCAGGUUGUUAAGGAGGUCAGCAAUAUGUCUUUUCUGAUAAUCUGCUUUGCACUUGAAAGCUCUCUAUGUCCGCAGAAUGUGGUAAUGCAUUGACUGUCUAUUUUAUGAUGACAAGAGCUCUUGGAACGUUAGUUCCAAAAGUUUGUGGCUUACAACUGAAACAAUAUGUAGUUGUUUGGAAUACACAUUGUUUAUCAAAAUAAAUAUUCAAUGCAAAUUUCUUAUUUUA
Messenger RNA from Struthio camelus australis, 8815 nucleotides. The record is from RefSeq and is a predicted model, not a curated record. NCBI's taxonomy places the organism in Eukaryota, Metazoa, Chordata, Aves, Struthioniformes, Struthionidae.